AUGUCCACGACUGCCACCGGAGAACCAGCAUCCUUCGAGCUUCCUCAACUGUCCAACAUGGGCUUGUUUCGUUCACGCCAGCAGGAAUACCAGCCUAUACGGGGCGAUGCAGAAAGAGACGAUGAGAGUAUACAAGAUGGGCCGGAGGAGGACACAGUCGUGCCUGAGACGCCCUUCUCGUGGCUCGAAUACGCCAUCUUCGUCCUGCUUGGUAUAGCAAUGCUAUGGGCCUGGAACAUGUUUCUCGCCGCAGCACCCUACUUCCAGCACCGUUUCCGGGGAAAUCAAUGGAUCCUAAACCACUUCCAAGCCGCUGAGGUGUCGGUCUCGACGGUCACGAACCUUGGGUCGAUGGUGACCUUGACGAAACUGCAAAAGGGGGCAUCAUAUCCGAAGCGCAUCAUAUCAUCCCUUGUGAUCAACACUGCGGUGUUUGCUGUGCUGGCUCUGUCAACGCUCGUUUCCACGUCCGCAGGCGUGUACUUCGGCUUCCUCCUCGUGGCCAUCUGCGCGGCCAGCUUCUCUACUGGCCUCAUACAGAACGGCUUGUUCUCAUUCGCAUCAGGGUUUGGCAGAAGUGAGUAUACACAGGGAAUUAUGACCGGCCAGGCGAUCGCCGGGGUGCUACCGCCCCUGGCGCAGAUUAUCUCGGUUUUGGUGGUCCCAGUCAAGAAGGACGGCAGUGGUGCAGACACGGCGGAUGAAUCUCCUACUUCAGCAUUGGUCUAUUUCUUGACGGCCACUGCUAUCUCAGUCAUUGCUCUCUUGGCUUUCUUUUAUCUUCUGAAGAGAGAGGCGAGAAACCGAGCCCUCCAAUCGGCGGCGAAAUCCACAGCCGAUGAGGCCUCUGAAGGAGACGCCCUGACAACGGGCAGUGUGGCGGCGGCAGCGACAGAUGAAGGGUUGGACGAGCCCAACAAGGAACGGCCUUCGGUACCGCUGAGCACGCUCUUCUUCAGGAUGCCCUUCCUUGCGGCCGCAGUCUUUAUCUGUUUCGCCGUCACUAUGGUUUUCCCAAUCUUCACGGCGUCGAUCGAGUCGGUCAACAAUAUCGACUCGGCAAUAUUCAUCCCAUUAGCCUUCCUGUUAUGGAACAUUGGCGAUCUAGCAGGUCGACUGGUUACGCUGUGGCCGAGAAUCUCCCUCACACACUAUCCUUUUGCCCUGUUCUGCAUCGCGAUGGCACGACUGCUGUUUAUCCCGUUGUAUUUCCUCUGCAACAUCAAAAACAAGGGCGGUGUGGUGAGAAGUGAUUUCUUCUAUUUGAUUAUUGUGCAGCUCCUAUUUGGCUUGACAAACGGGUACUUGGGCAGCGAGUGCAUGAUGGGAUCAGGACAAUGGGUGCCACCAGAAGAGAGGGAGGCAGCAGGGGGUUUCAUGGGAUUGAUGCUUGUUGGUGGGCUUACCGUGGGGAGUCUAUUGAGCUUUUUGCUCGGGGAUAUCUAG
Molecule: messenger RNA, 1446 nt
Organism: Fonsecaea multimorphosa CBS 102226
Lineage: Eukaryota; Fungi; Ascomycota; Eurotiomycetes; Chaetothyriales; Herpotrichiellaceae
Exons: 2
Coding region: 1-1446 (481 amino acids)
Biological process (GO): nucleoside transmembrane transport
Cellular component (GO): plasma membrane; fungal-type vacuole membrane
Molecular function (GO): nucleobase transmembrane transporter activity; nicotinamide riboside transmembrane transporter activity
Source: RefSeq, a predicted model, not a curated record